AUGCAUAUUGUGCUCAGUGGGGUCCUUACUUUACACAAGGUGUUUUUAGUGAAACCCGAGCCAGUUGAUGAUGCUUGCACUGACCCAAGAUGGACAUGGUUUAAGGGAUGCCUUGGAGCUUUGGAUGGUAUGUAUAUCAACGUCAGGGUACCCAUUGCGGACACCCCUAGGUACCGAAAUAGGAAGGGCCAGGUAACGACAAACACACUUGCGGUAUGCGAUCGACGACUCCGCUUUGCGUAUGUACUGCCGGGAUGGGAGGGAUCAGCAGGUGAUUCGAGGAUUUUACGUGAUGCUAUAAGCCGGCCGCUUGGACUGAAAGUUCCCAAAGAUUGCUAUUACCUUUGCGACAAUGCGUAUUCCAACAGCGAGGGAUUCAUCACACCAUAUAAAGGCGUCCGAUAUCAUUUGAAAGAGUGGGGUCCUGGAACACAAGCGCCGCAAACUCCCGAAGAACUUUUCAAUUUGAAGCACACUAAAGCAAGGAAUGUGAUUGAGCGUUCCUUUGCAGUUCUUAAGAUGCGUUGGGGAAUCCUGCGCAGCCCGAGUUUCUACCCUAUCGACGUGCAAACCGGGUUGAUAAUUGCUUGCUUCCUGCUGCACAAUUUCAUUCGUACUAAUGUGGAAGUAAAUCCCUGUGAGUACGUCUUAAGCGCUGAACUGGAUGACGGGUAUGGCAGUGACAACGAAGAGCCGGUAGUGCCUACUAUCAAUGAUGUCUCGCCAACAGCUUUGUGGACGAAGAAGAGGGAUGAUUUGGCGGCUGCAAUGUGGGGUCAAUGA
Salvia splendens (bonfire salvia) is the source of this 783-nucleotide messenger RNA. RefSeq names its product putative nuclease HARBI1. The transcript has 3 exons. The record is from RefSeq and is a predicted model, not a curated record. NCBI's taxonomy places the organism in Eukaryota, Viridiplantae, Streptophyta, Magnoliopsida, Lamiales, Lamiaceae. The coding region runs from base 1 to 783 and encodes 260 amino acids.